Messenger RNA from Phaeodactylum tricornutum CCAP 1055/1, 1847 nucleotides. Its product is annotated as adenylosuccinate synthetase. Gene Ontology annotation, molecular function: adenylosuccinate synthase activity; GTP binding. The transcript is spliced from 2 exons. NCBI's taxonomy places the organism in Eukaryota, Bacillariophyta, Bacillariophyceae, Surirellales, Neidiaceae. The record is from RefSeq and is a predicted model, not a curated record. Bases 142 to 1722 code for a protein of 526 amino acids. Gene Ontology annotation, biological process: 'de novo' AMP biosynthetic process; IMP metabolic process. Gene Ontology annotation, cellular component: cytoplasm.
CGACGCAGAUCCCUCACGCAAACUACGGCUUUGCCUCUGCCGGGCGCUCUCGAUGUUCCUUUAUCGGCACCAAAAGGAUUCCCGACAGUAUCGUGUGUAAAGUCUCCACUCGUUUCCAACAUCGAUAUUCCUAGAGGCAUCAUGUUUCGACAUGCUUUUUCCAAGAGCUCGCCUGCUUUUCUGGCUGGAGGAAGUGCUAUUGGCGGCGCUAUUGCUGGAUUGAUGUGGUCUGGCGAGCGAAAUACCUCUUCUUCUACGGCAUGUGAUAGUAGUGAACCGAGCAACCAAAGUGUGAUAGGCCUAUUGCAGGAGCUUUCCCGCAAGGUGAACAAUCUAGAAUCGCUCGUCGGUGGUAACCCGGGCUCGUUUCCGGCACGGUCGACCUCGUCCGUUACCAAAUCUGGCACACAGUAUGGUAUCGAUAUUGUCUUGGGUGCACAGUGGGGUGACGAGGGCAAGGGAAAGCUAGUGGAUUUGUUGUCGCAAGAUUACGACGUGUGUGCACGCGUGGCGGGUGGUUCGAAUGCAGGACACACCAUUGUAGUUCAAGGCAAAAAGUACAAAUUUCAUCUACUACCGUCGGGAGUUUUGAAUCCCAACGCGACUUGCGUAAUUGGGAACGGUGUCGUUAUUCACAUUCCCUCUUUUUUGAACGAAUUGGAUUCACUCGAAGCCUCCGGUGUCGACUAUCAAGGACGGGUCUACAUCUCCGAUCGAGCUCAUUUGGUUUUUGACUUCCACCAGGAAGUUGAUGGGCGUCAAGAAGAUCGUCUUGGUCGACACAAGAUAGGUACGACCAAAAAAGGCAUCGGUCCGGCGUACUCGUCCAAGAUUAACCGAAACGGUUUGCGCGUUGGUGAUUUGCAGAAUUGGGACCAUUUUGAACGCCGAUUCCGGGAACUUUGCACACAUCACGAAAGAUCCUAUGAAGGACUCAAGAUUGAUGUAGACAAUCAACUGGCUUUUUAUAAAACUGUGGCAGAACGUGUCAAUUCCAUGACAAUUGAUACGAUUGAUUACACCAACAAGCAAUUUGAAGCCGGCAAAAGGAUUCUCGUAGAAGGUGCCAACGCGACAAUGCUGGACAUUGACUUUGGGACCUAUCCAUAUGUGACAAGCAGUAACCCUUCGGUGGGAAGCGUAUUGACGGGCUUGGGAGUUAGUCCAGGGAAGCUUCGUGGCAUUUACGGAACCGUGAAGGCUUACUGUACCCGUGUCGGUGAAGGUCCUUUUCCCACCGAGCUACCGUUGGACGAGGGCACCCCAGGUGAACACUUGUCGCAGGUUGGUGCUGAGUACGGCACAACAACGGGUCGCACGCGUCGCUGCGGAUGGUUGGAUAUCCCCCAGAUGAAGUACUCGGCCUUGAUCAACGGUUUUACCAGUAUCAACUUAACAAAAGUGGACGUCUUUACCGGGAUGCCAGAGGUGAAAAUCGGCAAAGCUUAUUUGCACAAUGGAAAGUACCUGAGUAGCAUGCCAGCUUCACUAGACGUGCUCAGUAACGUAGGAGUGGAGUAUGAAGUGCUUCCAGGAUGGUCGGAGGACAUAAGCAACUGCAAGAAGUUUGAGGAGCUGCCAGAGAAUUGCCAGAAGUACAUUUUGCGAGUACAAGAACUGUUAGGGAUCCCGAUUCGGUGGAUUGGUGUGGGCCCGAACCGUGCUGAUGUCAUUGACCGAGGAGAGGGCUGGGAUUUAGCUACAGCUGGUACAAACCAGUGAAAAUGCCUGUGUAACCACUGGGUUCAUAGCACCAAACCGUAAACCCAGUCAAUUUUCUUUUGUCUAGCGAGACUAAAUUUCGCAAAAACCAAAAGCUAAGAAUUAAAAGACACGUUUGUCUCGAG